This is a messenger RNA of Scylla paramamosain (green mud crab), 10512 nucleotides long. RefSeq names its product histone-lysine N-methyltransferase EHMT1-like (gene G9a). The record is from RefSeq and is a predicted model, not a curated record. The coding region runs from base 716 to 5725 and encodes 1669 amino acids. Gene Ontology annotation, molecular function: zinc ion binding; histone H3K9 methyltransferase activity; p53 binding. Gene Ontology annotation, biological process: peptidyl-lysine dimethylation; negative regulation of transcription by RNA polymerase II. NCBI's taxonomy places the organism in Eukaryota, Metazoa, Arthropoda, Malacostraca, Decapoda, Portunidae. The transcript is spliced from 20 exons. Gene Ontology annotation, cellular component: chromatin; nucleus.
GAAGCGGCCAAAGGUGCAUGGAGGGAGCAGAGACACGCCGCCUAGGCCGUGAAAACUUUUCUCUGGUAGGGGCGUGACUCCCCACCACGCGGUCCUCUUCUCCCGACAAGAGGCUUGGUUGGCUGAGGUCAAGGAGCAUUAAAUGGAAAUAGAAUGAAUUCUCAAGAAGAAAUUGGUGGUAAAGGUAUACAUCAUCAGUAAGCCGGUGUAGAGUAUCUCGCCAAUUUGCAGCUUUGUGUCAACUCUUGAUAUCACCCGUUAAAACAACCUCCCACAGAGUUAUUCUGAAUUGUUUCCUCAUGUGUCGAAGAGAGCUCAGGGGAGAACAGUGAUCAAGAACAUUCCUGUUGGAUCAAAUGCCAAAGGUCAGAAGCCAAAGAAAGGCAAGAAGGAAAAAUACAAGGGCAGGUAUCGUAAGAAAGGACCUCGACUCUGUAGGAAGAAGGGUAUAGCACAUGCCAGGCAUUCAGUGAAAGCAGGCAAUGAAGCUUCUAAAACUCACAGUGAUGCUCAGGAAGGAAUUGCUACGCAGGUAGAGGAUGACACACUCGUAUUCGACAAGAAGACACAAGUAAAUGUUUUAGAAAACAAAGAUUCAAGCUCUGGCUCUGUAGACAUUAACAAAAAAAUAAAAUGUGAAAACCCUGAACAGAAAGUAAGCAAUCUUGAUGAAGUUGAAGAUUCUUAUUUAGAAAGUGAAGUGAAAGCAGAAACCAUGGAAGCCUCAUCACAAAGUGGAGACCAAAAGAACAAGUUGCUGGAGAUGAUGUCUCGUGAGUUCAAUUCUGCAAGCAUUCAGGAAGGAACUGGUACUUUUGAAUCAAGAAAGUCUGCUCGAGUUCCUAGGCUUACAAGAAAACGAAAAAGUGAAGUGAUUGAUACACCAGAAAAGUCAUCAGAGACCACAGUCAACCAGCCAACUCCCAUAACCACAGUGACUCCCAUUAUCCACAACCCCAUAACCAGUGCUCUCAAGAAAAUUAGGAAGGAAAGUUUAGAAAACCUUCCAUUGCCUACAUCUCCAACUUUGCCUGGAAGAACUAGGAGGAGCACACAGGAAAGGAAAUCAGGCAGUGAGAAAGAUUCUGGUGAGGAGGCAGCUGGAAUUUCAGAAGUUCCAGAAGUAACAGAAUCUAAAACAGAAGAGGGCUUGGCACAUGAAAGAACUACUCCAGACACUCGUGGGAGGAAAAGGGCCAGGGCAAGGGGCAAAUCUGUCGUUGAGGGGGAAGAGGGAAAUGACUCUGGGAAUGAAUCACCCAUUAUUCCAGUGAAAGGACGAGGCAAGACACACUCUAGUUCUGAGGAAGAUUCACUUAUUGCCAACUCAGAUUCACCAUGUUCAUCCAAGAGCCGUGUGAGAAGUACAAAAGGAUUGGGGGAAGGUGAGGCACCUGGUAUGGCUGCACAAAUAAAGGGAAAGGGAAAGGUCCCAGUUAAGGAGGAACCAAUGAGUGACAUUAAAGGACGAGGAAAAGUGAAAGCAGAGGGAGAAAAAACUGAAGAUCAGCUGAAUACUGUACUUGGUUCCGGUAAAAGUCAGAGCAAAAUAAAACCACCUUGCGAAGAUACUGGAAAUGCUGUCACCACUAGUAAUGGUUCUGUGGUUACAAUGUCAACUAGAUCAAGAGGGAAAACAGAAUCUGAAAAGGAAGGAACCUUAGAAACAGAGCCACUCAGUCAGCCAAGACGCAGUAUGACCCCAGUGAGUGGUGAUUCCACUCCACAGUCGGAGUUAAAGCGAUCUCAACGAAUUUUACUGUCUCGUGAGGGGAGCUCAGACAUAUCUCCCUUAUGCAAAAGAGGAACACCAAAACCCACUCCAGAGGUAAUAAAGAAGCAAGAUACCCCAACACCUCCAGCUAAACCUCCACCUUUCAAACAGAGGAAAGAAGAAAUAGCAUUCACUAAGACAGGUAAAAAAAAGAAGAAGCAUUUCAAAGGACUUAGUUAUUCAUUUAGCACAAGAAAAAAGAAAGGUAAAGCCAAAUUCAACCAAGGGAAACACUCCUUAGAUACAUCUCAAGAAUCUGAUUCUGUUGUGUCAGAGGAAAUAGAUAUGGAGUCAGUUGAUUCAUCUUCACAAGAUGUUCCAUCAGAGCAACUCUCCAAUCAGGAUCAAGAUGGUGGUGAUGAUCGGCUUUCUGAUGGAGGAGAAAAUGAUGUUGAAAUGGAUAAUGUUGAGACUCCAGAUCCCUCAGCAGAUGAUGAUGGUGUGAGAGAUUGUAUCCUUGAGAAAAUUUCUGCAGAUCUUGCCAACAGUGAUGAAAAUGCUGAGUCACUAAAAGAUGCUAAAAAGGAAGUUGUUGAAGAAGAAAAGUCAACUGAUAUUUGUGACAAGUUUGAUAAGGCCAUUAAAAGUGAAUUACUUGAAGAAGAAAAAGAUGAUAUUGAAAAAAUAAAUUAUUUAGAUAGUAAAGAAGAGGAAGGGAAGUUAGUUGGUCUUAAGGAAAGUGAAGUCUCAGGAGAAAGUACAUUUGCAAAAUCUGAUGCCUCAGCAACAUCUAGUGAAGGUGCAGUAGAUGUAGAAAGCAGCAGUUCUCUUGAAGCUGUGAAGCCAGAAAAUAUAGAAAGCCAAUCAAAAGUAAAAAGUCAUAGAGACACUGAAGUAAAAUGUGGUGCAGGUAAAUCAAACCAGACAGAAAUUCUUGGAAAAGGAAUGAGGACAAAAAGAGCUCCUCCUGGUGUGCCAGUCUAUAGUUCACAACGUAAGGAAGUUAAUCCUGUCAUCCGAAAGCAAGUUACUGAAAAAGAACAUUCCACAUCACCUUCCAAGAUACUUAGCACACCUGAAAUGGGUUGCUCAGCCUCUGAAUCUGCCUUCUCUCCAGGAGCAGAGGUUGAAGUUCAAGUUCCUGAGGAGGAUGGUGGAGAAGCACUGAGCAAGAGACCUGAAGAAGUAGCUUCUAACAAGAAUGGUGCAGAAGGCACAAACCAAAGUGGUGACAAGUCUGAGAAUUCCCCACAAAUUCCAGCACUUAGCAACAAAUUGCAGGGUGCAGAGGCAGCAGAACUGCCAUGUCAGCCCAGCAAAGAGACAAUUGCACUCCAGGAUGAAGGCCUGCGGCAACCCAGGAGACGCCACAGUAUUAGUAAGAGAAAGAUGGAUGACCUUGUGCCUGAAGGCCAUAACUCUGACUCUAGUGACUCCCUGGGUGAAGCUCGAAUGCCUGGUGAAGGAGUAAGGAAGAGCAAAAGGUUAAGUCGACACAGUUCUCCACACGGCCUGUCUUUUGCGGCUCCUGAGUCACCCGAAGGGCCAGGCAAGAGCCAGUCCAAACCCAUCAGCAGUCGAUCAGCCUAUGUUACUCCAGCCUCACCAGGGGAACACCAUUGCUAUAUCCUGUCUCCACCUGUGAACUUGACCCAGAGGUGUCAUCAGCAAGGGAAUGUGCAAUCUGCAGCACCAACCCUGACCAACGUGCUGUGUAAGUGUCGCAUCAAGUACAAUCCCUUGGCCAUCGUCACCACAGGGGAGGUGUACUGCCAGGCCAUUGAUUCCUUUGAUGGCCGUAUGAUUGGAUGCUGCAAUAUUGUAACAAAUUAUAGACUUCUUCGUGUGAGUGGAAAGAUUCCUUUCAUGCUGCUAUGUGAUAAUCACCGGCAGAGACUGCGGCGACACAACUGCUGUCCAUGCUGUGGCCUUUUUUGCACUCAGGGUGUAUUUUAUGAGUGUUCAUGGGACAAGGGAAGACUACGUCAUUACUAUCACAAACUGUGUAGUCUGGUGUUGAAUGGAACAAACCUUUGUCCUCACUGUGGUUCUUCUGAAACUCCACAAGAAGUUCAGUUGGAGUUGACACUUGCUAGGAAGCCUGUUGUGUACCUUAAGCAGCAUCAAGAAAGAAAGGAGUCAUCUGCUCGUAUGACCUGGUCGAAGGGAGAUAAUCCUGAAGACGGUGCUGGCGUGGAUGUGGCAGCAGAGAAGGAACCAUCACUAGAACUAAGGAAUGGUAGAGUUAUUUCUGCUCAAAAACUGCCUUUUGGAUGUGGCCGAGAGAAAUUACAAGAAGCCAUUCGCUGUAUUAAUGAGGGCAAAGCUGUUAACAUCAAGUCAUCAAGUAAAGGAAUAUAUGCAGCAUGUAAACAAAAUGACAUUGAAAAGUUACUACAUGCUCUAGUCACUGGCUUAAGUCCUAAUGUUAAGGUGAAGGAGUGUGGAAGUCAGACAGGGCUGCAUGUGGCUGCUGCCUUUGGAAGUGUUGCUGCCCUUCACAUCCUGGUCAUGGCUGGAGCUACCAUAGACAUGACUGACACCCAGCUCAUGACGCCCCUCAUGAUUGCCAUCACCAAAGAACAGAAUAAUGUAGUCCAUUACCUAGUGCAAGCAGGUGCCUCACUCAUGGCCAAGACUCAGGAUGGAAUGACUUGCCUUCAUCUAGCUGCCAAGUGUGGAAAUCUGACAGCUUGCCAGCACAUCCUGGAAUCUGGCCGGCUGACUAGACAUGCCAUCAAUAUGCAAGAUGAGGGAGGCUGGACCCCAUUGGUCUGGGCAUCUGAGAAUAAAUUCACAACUGUUGUUAAGUUUUUGCUUGAUCGGGGAGGUAAUCCUCAGCUGUGUGAUGUGGAACAGAACACAGCCUUGCACUGGGCAGCCUUCUCUGGUUCCACUGAGAUCUGCUCUAUGGUCUUAGACAGAGGCUGCUCACUGCGUUCCAUGAAUGCUCAUGGAGAUACUCCUCUACACAUAGCAGCCCGCCAGAAUCACACUGAUGCUGUGGUGCUGCUGCUGACUCGUGGGGCCCAGCUGGAUGUGCUCAACUCUAAGAAUCAAAUGCCCAUAGACUGUGCCUUGGCUGACUCAGAUGUUUACCUCCAGUUGACUUUGAAUAGCAAAGUACUGGAAAUUAUGAAACAAAACAACAUUAGAACUGAGAAAAUAUUGAGCAGUGACAUAGCUGGGGGCAAAGAGGAAGUUCCAAUACCAUGUGUGAAUGGUGCUGAUGAAGAACUGCUACCAAAAGAUUACCUCUACAUUGCUGAGAAUUGUGAGGCAUCCAAUGUAACAAUUGAUCGCACCAUCACAUCCCUCAAGUGGUGUGAAUGUGAGGAUGGAUGCAAUGCUGAACACUGUGGGUGUGGACAACUUAAUUUCCAGUGUUGGUUUGACCCAGAUGGUCGCCUGCUGCCUGAAUUUAAUUAUGCAGAUCCUCCAAUGAUUUUUGAGUGCAAUAGAGCAUGUCGGUGCAACAAGCUGUCAUGCAACAACAGGGUGGUGCAGCACGGUAUCUCAGCCCAUAUGCAGCUGUUCAAGACUGUUGGGAAGGGGUGGGGAGUGCGUGCUCUCAAAACCAUUCAAAAGGGCUCUUACGUUUGUGAGUAUGUAGGAGAGAUCAUCACUGAUUUAGAAGCAGAUCAGAGACAAGAUGACUCGUACCUGUUUGAUCUUGAUAACAGGGACAGUGAAACCUUCUGCAUUGAUGCCAGGUCAUAUGGUAACAUUGCUCGGUUCAUCAAUCACCUGUGUGAAGCCAAUCUCACCCCUGUCAAGGUCUUCAUUGACCACCAAGAUCUCACUUUUCCAAGAAUUGCCUUUUUUGCUAACCGUGACAUUGAGGCUGAUGAGGAGCUUGGAUUUGAUUAUGGUGAGAAGUUUUGGAUGAUUAAAUACAAACAGUUCACCUGUACUUGUUCCUCAGAAAAGUGUAAGUAUUCAAGUGAAACCAUUCAGACCACCUUAGAAAACUACAACAGAAAACUUCGUGAACUUCAGGAAACUGUGUAAAGCAACUGACAUUUAUAAUGAAUGUGCUUGUAUUUCUCACUGUUUGUGGCAGUUCAUAAAUGUCUGUAGGACUACCUAAUGUUAAAACACAAUAUAGAAUUCUUAAUAAAUAUGUGUGUGCAUGCAUGCACACACACACACACACACACACACACACACACACACACACAAACCUAUUUUCAGUCACAAUAAUAGUCUUAAUUUGUAAAGGGAAAAUAGGGCUUUUCAUUGGUCAUUAAUCCAAUAUAAUAUGGUGUUUUCAGGGGCUUUUUAUUUUAUUUUUAUUAUCAAUUUAUUACUUUUUAUACUGUAUCAAAAUUUCUAUACAGAGAAUGUUAAACUACAGAGACCUGAAGUAGAUCAGUAAUACUUGUUCACUGCUGUGCAUAUGUAGGUAAGAAAUUAUGCAUGUGUUGUGAAUGAGGGUGUGUGCAGUGAGUGAGCAGCUUCAGAAGGCACUCACAUGUCCUGAGUUAAAUUGAUCAUGCAGCAGUGCAUUAUACAGUAUUGAAUAUCUACAUAGGCUGAGUCACAGACCAUAUGAGAGUGUUGAUUUUUAUCAAGCAAAAGUAGGUAUGUAAGGAGCUGAGACAGUUGUGGAAGGUAGUUGAAUAGGACACCAGUCUGACAUUACUGUUUACUUCAUAGCUAUUCAUCGUCCCCUUUUUAUUUAAAUAUUGAUAUAUCAUAUAUUGUAAUGCAACAUUGAUGCAUUUUAGUCUAUAUAUUUGAUAAGUACUGUUCACUAUGACUUAUGGUAUAUCACACGUCUAAUAAGGAUUGUUUUGAGCCAUUGAGUCUCCAUUUAGAUUCAUUUGAAAUUUACUGGCAGGAGAUUCCAUUGUUGAACAUAUGUAGAAGAAAUACAUAAAUUGCUUUAAUGUGUCAGUUUCUUUAUUUGAUGCUAGGCAACAUUUUAUAUUGAAAUUUAUAAAUUGGAAUCUUGAUUUUAUUGCAGUCUGCCAUAACUUUAUUGACUAAUUGUUAACACAUUGUUAUCCAUUCACACUACAUAAAUAGGCAUCUCAGGCCUGCAUGAAUUAGGCUUACAAUUUUGUGCAAUAUUUGUUAAGUGAACUGUAUACAUACAUCAGUUGCAAGAUAAUUAACUUUCAUCUUGUAUUAGCAGAUAAAGUUCUAUCUUACACAAUAGAUAAUGGCAUAAUAGUUCAAGAAAGCCGUAUUUGAUCAGAUUUUUUUUAUCCAUCUUUAUCUCAGGCUUAAGUUAUGUGUUUUUACUGAAAACUUUCCACCAGCUUAUCUCUGUGGUCCCAGUUCUUGGUUAUAAAAAGUUCUGUAACUCAUGACUGACAGUUUUUGUAGCAAGUUUUUGGGAUCUAGUCAUUGUAUAUCCACCUCACAGAAAAAAAUAAAAUAAAUAAAUAAAUAAAUAAAUAAAUGCCAAGCUUUUAAAAGUCAGAAAAGUAAACAUUCCCCCAUCAAUCAUUUUAUUAAUAUAUCACAUUUACUAUAUAUUUGCUGAAGGACUGACAAUUUUACAUUUAAAUUAAGACUAGGUUUGUGAUCAAUUGUAUUAUAUUUGCCUAAAAAUUGCCAGUGAAUUUUCUUAUUCCCAGAUUGCUCUUGUUUUGCUAGACUGAAAAUAAGAUUCCAACUAUAUGAUAUAUGAUGCAAAAAGUUACCAUCGUCAUUCACCUCCAUUCUGUCUAACAAAUGUUCCAGAUGUGCACUGCAGAGCAUUUCAUUCAGUGACAUGCUUCAUGUGUGGCUUUUGAUAUUUACAAAUAUGCAUCAUGAAUAUCUCGGAACAGAAGACUCAUAUGGACUUCAAUAAGUUAGGGUGUUUUUACUUUAUCCUGAAAGAUAUUUAACUAAAUUUUAAGUGGCAGUCGGAUUAUUGGGUAAAAUAGUUUAACAUACCUUCUGGAGAGUUGUUUCUGUGUUUCUGUAAGAUAGAGGUUAACUAUAUUAUAAGUAUGCAUGCCUCAUGCAUAUGUCUAUGUCGUCUGAUCAUGUCCCCAUUUUUGUUACUGACAAGUCAGCCUUAUUUGGCCUUAAAACCUCUAGGAAUUUUCCUACUUUCAUCAUGCUAUUAAAGUAGACAUGUUUAACAAAAAUGCUGUUAAAUCCUUUAAUUAUACCAAAAUCUUAAUUGCUGGUUAAUAAAUAUCAACCACAGGAACCAGGAAUCAGCAAAAUUUUUAUAGGCUGGAGCUAUAGUGAACACAGUGAUCAAUAGUUUCAGGUAGAGAUGAGCACUUACAUGUAGAACAUACACUGCAUCUUUGAAAUGUAUUUAAUUGUUAUAUGAACAAAAUAAGUUAGUCAUAUUAUUCUGAAUAGGCUUACAUUGGUGUUUUGAAUGCCAUUUAGUAGUUAAAAUUUGUGCCUUACUUAUUUCAAGAGAUGAAACCUAUUUUUAAUACGUGUUCAGACUUGAGAAAUGCUUACCCUUUCUUUUUAGGAUGCACAGGAUUGUCUAAUAUUGUGAUCUUCGGCAUUAUAUUUUAUUUAAGGCAUGUGUCAUAUGAUGUACAGUGCUGAUUACUUCCUCAGUGAGGCACCAUAGGCUUUAUUUGUCCAGCUAUCAUAAAUAUUUUUUGAUAUCAAAAGUUUUGCAUCAUUUUGAGGCCUUUUGUACACUGUCUUGAUAAUAUGACACUGCACAGAGCCAUUCACAUUGUUGUAAAAUCUUUAGAAUUCUGUUUCAAAGUCCUCUAAAAUUACCUUAAAAGUUGGGCAUUUGAUUCAUGUUCAUUGUCCCUGUGAGAAGUAUUCUUGCAUCAAACAAAUGUUCACAAAGAGUUUUUACAAAAUUUAAAGUACCUAAUAGUCAGAUGUAUGUUAUGACAAGUUAUUACUCAUUCAUUAUUGUUGGUCUCCACUACAAGGGAGAGUUGGUGUUCUCUACUUUACCAUAUGCCAUCUUUUGUAUUCUUUGUAUUGCAUCCAUGAGUGAUACUGUGCCAUGGACCUGGUUACCCUUAUCCAUUUUCCUGUUCUCCAAGUGGUAUAAUUUUUUCACAGGUGUCAUGUGAAUUUGCUUUUUAUAGACUGUUGGGUUUCUGUGGAUGAAUGGUUAAUGCAACCAAGUUUGCCUUAACUGUGUGUAAGACCAUUUAUGGUGAGCACUCAGAGCUGUUUUGACCUUUGGAAUAGUCUUGUCUGGGGCUCUUCGGUAUGUGUGUUUUUAUGAUGUUCCCACUUCAUAUAGAUGAAUUGAUUUUCUGGGCACCUUUGAGGCCUGUUGUGGACAAUGUGGAAAAAUUGUUGAGAUUCAGGUCAUAGUGUAUCUUGAUUCAGAUUGCUGUGGUAUGAGGUGACAGCUGGUGUUGGUUCUGAGACAGAUCUCAGCUCAACCUCCUCUUUGAACACCAGUUGUAGCUCAUAUAGCCACAGCAUAAGUUCCUGUUAUCUAGGUUUUUUGUGGUCACAGUUGACUCAUUAUGUUUCUCAGCUGUCCUUUUCUGAGGCAACUGACUUUUGCCCAGCAGAACUUUGUCUUGAUUAGAUAGGAAUGUAUUACUGCAGGGUAUUGGUUGAGUGAGUGCUCAAUCUGAAAUCAUCACAUAUUGUAAGGGCACGUUUCACCAUAUGUGUACUCGUAAUUCUUUAAAUUAUACAUAGUACAAAAUUUUAAGGGUUUUUACCAAGUAAGAAAGACUAAUUGACUGGCAUUGCUCAAUUUGGUGGCCCCUUUUUUUGUUGUUGUGACAUUAUUUUUAAACCUAGCAAAAAAUUCCACCAGUGAAUCUUAGGAACUUGCCAGUUUGAUCAUUGAAAUGUUUCAAUGCAAAAGUACAAUGAGAAACCUAAAUACAUAUUAUUGUUAUUUUUAUAAUUGUGCAUUAGUUACCAUUAGAAUAGUAAUGUGCAAACUGUAGCAUUUUGGAUGAUAGAUAAAAAAUUGCAUUACUGUGAGAGCUUCUGGUAUGAAACUUUGACAAGGCAGGAACUCAAAGCAAUUUUUUAAUCCUCCAAAAUUUUGUUACUUAGCUAUAUUCCCUUAACAAUAAAUGUAGUAAAACUUACAAUACAUCUAAUUAAUACUGUAGGAUCAGUCCUUUAAUUAGGAAGUUAUGUAAUUCAGAUUCUGGCAAUGAUACACACACACACACACACACACACACACAUCAAUAUAUACACACUCUGCCAAGGGUGCCAUCUGAUAAAUUCAACUUUGACUUGUGGUCAGAAAUUGCACCUUCAAAUUAUAGACUAGACUAUUUUUUUUUAAAUACAAUUUGUGUAGUGCAAGUUUCCAAUAUGAAUGACAUGUUCUGCAACAGGUUUGAAUCAUUGCAAAGUAGUUAUAUUGUCAUUUUGACUGGCAAAUAAUGGACAAAAUCACAUACAUGUAAGGUCUAAAAAUUAGUUCUUAACAAUAGUUGUUUGGUUAGCUAUGAUAUUUUCAGAAAUUAUGCAAUAUUUUGUUGUUGUUCAGUUAAUACCACUUUUAUUGACUUUUCAGGUUCAUUGAUUUUUUUAAUAUUCUGUAGUGUUAAUUGAAGUGAUGCAAAUAAUUAGGUUGACACUUGCUGAUUAUUACUUUGGUUCAGUGUUAUGAUGCUUCAUAACACUUACCAAGACACUUUGUUUAGGAGGUAAAGGAUUUUAUAAAUUGAUAAUGUAAUACUACUAUUUAAGUUAAAUCACAGUUGCUGCCAUUCUUCCAGAAACCACUGAAAAAUAAUAUUAAGGUUUUCAUUUGUAAGUUAUUCCACCUUGCACAUGCUGACAGUGUGUUUCAUGUUUAUCUUUUGUAAUGUAAAGAAGAGUUUGUCAUUUCUAUCUGUGUACUGGGCUAUUACAUUGUUGCAUAUUUA